AUGGCCGCGCAGAUGCUCCGUCGGUGGAAGAGCUUCUACGGCGCCUUCGACCUCGUGGACGCCGCCAUCGAGGCCGCCGAUCCAGACCAAUUCUCACGCCACGUGUUCCGGCGCGCGAGGGGAGACCUGGUGGGACGGCUCUGCAGCGCCGCCGACGACGACCAGGCGGAGCGUAUCUGCGGGAUUCUCGACGACUUCAUGGGGGAGUCUCUCGAGACGCUGAGGCUGGUUCCAUCAACGCCAGGGCGCGUCCGCCUCCUCGCGCGCGGCAUCGUGAGCGGGUGGGAGGCCUCCGUCCAGGUCACAGCAGCCAUGCCGAGGAAGAAGCUGCUGCAGCCCAAGGCGACCGUCGGCCAGCAGCAGCAGCAGCGUGUCUCCGCCGACCCUGACACGAAGACGAAGCGGCCUCCCAAGAUCGUCGGCGAGCCGUUGUCCAAGAAGUCGGCUGAAAUCAUACGGUGA
This is a messenger RNA of Triticum turgidum subsp. durum (durum wheat), 462 nucleotides long. Lineage: Eukaryota; Viridiplantae; Streptophyta; Magnoliopsida; Poales; Poaceae. The record is from the annotation of a GenBank genome assembly.